GCAGGAAAUGCCUUUGCAAAAUAUUGCCAAAUUCCAUGUCAGUGGUGUAUUAGUGUGGGUGUAUCAAUAUUAAUACACCCACAUGUUGAGAAUGCAUUUCCUGUAUCGUAGUAAAAAAACACGGCAUGCCUUGCACAAUGUUUGAUUUGUCAGCAAAUUAAACGUCAGUACCUACUGAAUUAGUCAGUCUGCUUGCAUGGACAUGUUGUGUGUUUUUCACAGAUCCAUCAGUGGAGUGGGAUUUAUUUAAUUUUUUUAAACUCAAUGCCUCGUUAAUAUUUUUCCUUCGACUUAUUACACCCUCUUUGUUUUGCAUGUUGUCAUGUCACUGUGUCAAGAUUUGUCAAGUAUUAUGCCUUUUUAUUAAGCAAUUUAUCACAGGAAAAAAUGGCUCUAAGUUAAGUGUUUGUUAGCUUGUGAAUGUUGAGAAGUCAUGUAAAGUACUCAGACUGCAGCUCAUUAUUGUGAGUAUUUAAAGGUCCCUUGGUUGUCAGAUAAAAAUGAUGCUGCAAUGUCUGCAUUACUAUACAGGGACACUAAAUAUACAUUUGGUAAAUUCCCUUAUAAGAUAAGCAUAACAAUGAUGCAUAGUGUUAUGACUAGUGUUAUAAUUGUACCGCAGAAAGCUACAAUUUCACUUAAGAGCACAUAGAAUAAGCUUAAAACCAAGUGAUAAAUUACAGUAAAAUAUAGCUUAAUAGCUGUGUCUCCUUUUCAUAUUUGAUGUCGUAGCAAUUAAUGUUUCACAUGCACCUGAAUGUGAUCGUCUCAAGUCAUGUCUUGAUAAGCUACAUGUUGGUUUUUUACAGUGAUUUGUUUAUAAAAGUAAAUUACUUAACGAUUGUGUCAGACUAGCAUUUUGUAUUUUUGGCUACACUUAGCCAACUUUACAUCCGACUGGCAUUUAGACUCCAAAGCACUAACGUCACUGUUAAUUUGACCUUAAUCAUGCUAUUGAGUUUAUACCAUGCGAGCAUAGCUCCGAGUUUUGGUAGAACUUAUUUGGCAUCUGCUGUGCAUGACUUUGUGGAUGAUACUAGCUUUUGACAAAUCACAAACGAGUUGAUUCCAUUCACUAAAGAUGUUUAGUUCAUCUGCAUGGGUUUCUUCUAGUUUCCUGCAUGCCCCUUGCUUUUCUCUGGGACUGGUUUGUAGACUCUUUCGUACAGCUCUAUGAAGAAUAAAAUGUUUUGGUACCGAUUUAAUUUGUAGCGCUGAGUCUAUUAAAUCAAUCCCUUUGUGUUUUCCUGCGUCUCUCUAACUAAUACAAAAGUCUGUACUUGUUAUUCUCUUUAUUUCCCCUGCAACGGAUCAAAGAUGAUGUCUAAGAAGAUCCCCCAGUGCUCUGCACUGGAUCAGUCGGAGCUUGAUCAGCCUCCCAGUCAUUGUCAGGUGGACCGACCUGCAAAGACAGCGCUGGGGUGUAGGAACAAGGCCGAGUGCGGUCAAAGAAAUGGAGAGACUGCGUCCUCGUCCCCCGAGAGCGGCAGCUUGAAUGGAGAUGGAAAGCGCAGUGGGAAAAGUCGUCGCCGCAAGAAACGUUCAUCCGAUCCCGGGAGUCGCCCUGAUGGGAAGGCUGACACAAACACCAAGACCGAAGAGAAGCCAGACAAAAGGGCCAGCCAGCCGCCACCCGACCCCCGUGCCGACCUGAUUGGCCUGAAGUCCGAGUGUGCUAAUGUUUGGUUUGAGCGCAGCGCCUACGAGCGCGCCGAGAGCCUCUACCAGUGCUGGUUGACGAGCCCCUCCAAAGGGACCACCAAGUCAAACCGGUCACCUCCAGCCCCAGGUAAAAACUCUCAAUCUGCUGUGGCUCCGUCUUCCUCGGGAUUGGUGUGCCACCAUGUUGUCCAGGCCGUGUGGAAGAACAAGACAACCUUUGACAAGGCAGAACAACGCAACGUCGACGAGUCCGUGCCGCCGCCCAUUCCGAUCUCUCUCGACCUCCCAUCCUCGCCUAACCACUCCGUUGCAUCCAGAACCCCUGAUGAAGGAUAUCAGUCUCUCGCCCCGACACCUGCAACUCCUGUCGUCCAGCAAGCAUCUGCUACGCCGACCAAUCGCCAGUCGAUCAACGGACUGCCGCGCAUCCCAGUGGAGCUGCUCAGAGACGUGUGGCUGGAGAAACCGCUGUAUGACCGCGCCGAAGCCGCCUUCUACCAGAAUCUGUACGGUAACAAUUCCUCCAAACGAUCCAGCUGCACCUCCACUUCCAGAAGUACCGACCACCCUCAAAGCCUUGUCGAGGAGGAGGAGGAGGAACUGGCGGCGGAGGAAAAAUGGGUGGUCCCACAGGGCAAAGCAGAAGUCUUCCAUGCUCUGCUUCCGAUUCAGGAGGAAGAGGAGCCAUCUGAGGUCCCAGAGAAGGACGAAAUGUCGGGGGCCGGCUACUUCAUUCACCCAGACAGCGAGCGGGUGUGGCUGGACAAGUGGCGGUAUGACGCUGCAGAGAGCCGUUUCCAUGGUUACUAUGAGAGUAAAGCCGUGGUGAGGAAGAAGGGCCGGAGGCCAGAAGCAGCAGCAGCAGCAGCAGCUGCCUCCACCGCCCCACUGAGGGACAAGUAUGACCAAAGCGGGAGAAUGGAGUCGCUCCAGAUGUUUAAAAAACAUAUUUCAUUAUUUUAUUUUUUUUUAAUGUCCUCAUGGGUUUCCCUUUUUCUUUUGUGAAUGCGUCAACUUUGUUAUUUAAUUCGUCUUGGUUCAUUCAUUUUAUUCCUUUUUGUCUGUCUGAAGUCUUUCCGUACGACUGUCGUUUGUGUGAACCAUUGUUGCCUUUUGCCAACUUAACGUCAUCUAAAGUUUCUUUCGUAUCGUUGUGUUGGGGUGGUUUGUUUGUGGGAUGUGCAGAUAAAAGAAUACAUACAAUAUGACAUUUUAUAUAACAUUUGACAGCUAUUGCGUCAUUGGCAAUUUAGAGCAUGGUGAUUUUUAAUUAUAACUAUAAGUGGCAGUAAUAACAUAAAAUCCCACCUCUGUCCUGUUCAUACAUACUGCUCUUGUCCCCCCUUGCUC
This is a messenger RNA of Cyclopterus lumpus (lumpfish), 3012 nucleotides long. RefSeq lists its product as uncharacterized. NCBI's taxonomy places the organism in Eukaryota, Metazoa, Chordata, Actinopteri, Perciformes, Cyclopteridae. The transcript has a single exon. Bases 1318 to 2667 code for a protein of 449 amino acids. The record is from RefSeq and is a predicted model, not a curated record.